This is a messenger RNA of Penaeus vannamei (Pacific white shrimp), 2253 nucleotides long. Its product is annotated as monocarboxylate transporter 13. Gene Ontology annotation, molecular function: monocarboxylic acid transmembrane transporter activity. The record is from RefSeq and is a predicted model, not a curated record. Gene Ontology annotation, biological process: transmembrane transport. Gene Ontology annotation, cellular component: membrane. NCBI's taxonomy places the organism in Eukaryota, Metazoa, Arthropoda, Malacostraca, Decapoda, Penaeidae.
UGUGGCGGGACGGGUCUUUUUUGGAGAGGAAAUCUUUGGAUAUGUGAUAGAUUUUUUGUUCAUUUAUUAUAUUGUGUUUCUUGGUUAAUUUGUAAGAUAGAGUGGUUGAAGAUGACUUUGUCUCAUUCUGAAGCAGGUGACAAUGAACGCGCCAAAAAUCAAACAGUUUCGAAACGCCAUCUUGACAACACCACAGCAGCGCCAUCUAUCGAGGACGAUCGCCAAACAAAAGACGAUCAACAGCGAGUUAUUCCAGCAGCAGAUUCCGCGGAAGAAAGGCGGUCUCUAGAACUUCCUUUAUUUUCAUCUGACGCGGAAUGUCGGGAGGGCGUGAUUGCACUUACGUCUUCAGGAGAGGAAAAGGGCGAUGGGAAAUUACCUUCUUCGUGCAAUAGUCAUGAAUCUUUAGUUGUUCCUCCUUCAGGCAAAGAUAAAGGAUACGCUUGGGUGGUGGUUUCGGCGGUGUUCCUAGUCAACCUGCUCGUUGCAGGAUACGUUAAGAGCUUCGGUAUUUUGUACAUCCUUAUCCUGGAGUCCUUCCCCGGCGCUUCCGGUGCUGCAGCAGGAUGGAUACUGGGACUUCUCGUAGGAUGCCGGGGCUUGCUAGCCGCGGUGAUGGGAGCUUUCACAGUGAUGGUAGGUCCUCGUGCGUGUGUCAUCAUAGGCUCCCUGACCGUGACAGCUGGUCUGCUGGCUGCUGUUCCCGCUGUUUCCAUCGUGCAUAUUGCCUUUACUCUGGGAGCGCUUGUAGGCGUGGGGCUGUGCAUGAGCGAGACCCCGGGUUUCUUGGCGGUCACGGAUUACUUCCAAGACAAGCGGGCUUUGGCCAAUGGCUUCCGUGCCGCUGGGAAUCCCCUCGGUGGCGUCCUCUUUUCCCCUCUCGUCGUGGCGCUGCACCAGUAUUUUGGCCUCCAAGGCGCUCUCAUCCUCAUGGCCGGCAUCAUGCUCCACAUGGCCAUCCUCGGCGCGCUCAUGAGGCCCUUCCAGAUCCACCAGAAUCUCGUCCAAGCUGAGUUCUGGAAGGAUCAAGCUCGCCAAAAUACGCCUGGCUUGAGGGUCUCGUCCUCUCAGCAGAUCAAACCCUCGGACCAGAAGAGGAAGAAGAAGAAGCCACUGAACUUCCGCAUGCUGAAGAACCCCUCGUACUUGAUCUACCUCUUGAUGGUCAUGUGCGUCAACAUCGCCAUGCCCAACGCCCUCCUGUACACGCCUACUUAUGGGAAAUCAAUAGGACUAAGUGCCUAUGAGAAUUCGGUGAUCGCCUCGUACACUUCGGCCUGCGAUUUCGUCAUGAGGUUGCUGUGCGGAUGGACGUCGAGCCUGAAACUGUACGAAGCCCACCAUGGUCUCAUCGCCGGGCUUUUAGUCGGAGGAAUCGGAUGCCUGCUGACGCCUCUCUGCAACAACAUGUGGCAACUCCUGGGGGCUGCCACGUCGUUGUCCUUCUGCAUGGCCUUCUUCUGGACGCUCAUCAACACCCUCCUCGCUGACGAGUUCGGGGGCGACGCCAUGGCCAGCACGUGGGGCUUCUUCAGGAUGACGCAGGGGAUCUGUAGCUUCUUGUAUCCUUCGCUUAUAGGUCUGGUACUCGACGCAACGGGAGGUCUGACCAUCCCCUACCUCAUGAUGGGUUCGGCGCUGGUUCUCGGGGCAGGUGUCUUUAGCCUCCGCCCUCUCAUCGCCAGAAUCUCCGGUCCGAAGAAGGAACUGAACCCCCAGAGCUCUUCUUCGCUGAGAGGAGAACCAGCGGCUUAAGAUGUGGGAAGGAGGAAGGAGAAGGAUUCUGGGAGGAGGGAGAGGUCUUAGAGGUUCUCAUCCAGAGGCGUUUCCGAGGUUUAAGGUGUGGUUUAGAAGGGUUUAAGAGGUGAUGGAGAAGGAAGAGGGGGAGGAAGGGGAAGGAGGAAUACAGAUGGUUCUAGGAGGGGGGAGAAUCCUUAGACCUUUUCAUCAAGAGACGACUCUAAGGUUUAAGGAGUGAUGGAUGAGAAAGUAGGAAUGGCAGAGGAAGAAGGAAUUCGUCUGGCUCUGAGGAGGACGAGAGCCAUCGGAGAUCAAAAGGAUAUUCCAAGGCUUAGAACGUGCUGGAGAAAGCGAUGUGACAGGGAAAUAGAGCUCAAAAUCGUCCCGUUCUAAGAAAGUCAACAGCCUCCAGAUUUAUACUUCGUUGAGAGAUGGGUAUAAAAGAUAGGAAGGAAAAAAAGGUAUACGUGUUCGAUACACACACACACAUACACACACAAAAACACACGCACA